AUGGCACCUCUGGAGAGGUCAAUUGUGGCGCAUAUGAGGGCAGACGUGGCUUUGGCAUUGGAAGGUAUGCGGCAUUCGGUGGAUGCAGGUUUGCGACAGUCGGUAGAGGACAUCAAGAAUGGCAUCGCGCGGACGGUAGAGGACACGAUGAGGGAGGCGAUAAGAGCGGAAGCGCGCACCUUGCACCAAACCACUGUAGCAACUCCGGUGUCACCAAAUCUCGACGACGUUGAAGCUGCUCGUGUUGUCAACGGGUGGUUGGGUGGUGAUGGCGAUAGUGAGCUGGUGGAUCGUCAGGCGGAAGGUGGAGGUGAGGGGUGCAGAUCGGGCGGGCAUGGAGCGAGAGUCAAGCCCGCGAGGUGUGAGGUGAACAAGGGGGGAGAGCAUAGUGCGGAGCGUGGGGUGGUCGGUGAGACAAAACGCAAAGCAGCUGUUGCACGGAAGGAACGGAAAGAGAAGGUGAGGGAGCAGAGGGAGGCGGAAAGGGUCCGGGUAGAGCAGGACCAGACAACGAAGAGGCGGGAGGAAGCCGCAGCGAAGGCGUUAAAGGAGCGAGAGGAGGGUGAAGGAAGACGACAAGAGGCGUGCAGAGGAGGCAGAACACAGCUUAAGGAGAAGAGGCAAGCAGAACGGGAAGAUGCGCUAGCCAGGGUUGCGGAAAAUAGGAGGCGCCUUGAACAAGAGGCGGAGGAGGAGAGACUGGAGUUGGAACGUCGGCAGAGGCUGAGGGACGUGGAGAAGAACGCAAUAGAAGCGGAGAGGCAAAAGCUGGCGAGGGAGGUGGAGGAGGAGAUGUUGCAUGAGAGGCUGCAGCAUGGGAUACAAAACAUGGAGUUGAGGGCUGACAGAACGGUGGAGGGUGUGGGGAGGGUAAUGACAGAGGGAAGGGAGGUGACGUCGAGAGGAAAUGAGGAGAAUUUUGUGGAGGGGUCAGCGGGAGAGAGGUGCAGCCGAUCUAGAAGACGACGUAGACGGGUGGAUGGAGCGAAGAACGAGAAAUCGUCGAAGAGAAAGCGUAGUCUGGCUGGGAGGGGAGCACCGCACAGUAUGGAGUGCGCAGUGGUGCUAUCAGACAAGACGGUCCCAGUUGAGGAGGCGGCUUUCGACGUGGAGGAGGCGGGCGAGUUACUGGGGCUAAUCGUGGAAGGCGAUUUGUCGAACAACAAAAUACCCGUAACAGAGCGGGAAACGAGAGGUGUGAAGCUGGGUGUGUACGACUCACUCAAAGACAAAGUGCCAGAUAAGCUGGGGAAGCGAUGGGGUGUGGAGCAGCCGUUCAGGGCCAGCGGUUUCGGGAAGCAGGGAAGGAACCCGGGUUACAAGUGGACGUUGGAGCAGACGGUUGGCGGGAGGAAACGGAAUCUCGUUUCCAGCUCGUCCACAAAAAGUCGGACGAGCAUAUCGCCGAGGGGGAGCGUUUCCAAAUAG
Messenger RNA from Closterium sp. Naga37s-1, 1428 nucleotides. The record is from the annotation of a GenBank genome assembly. NCBI's taxonomy places the organism in Eukaryota, Viridiplantae, Streptophyta, Zygnematophyceae, Desmidiales, Closteriaceae.